GGAGCAAGAAAGGAAAGCGAUAAUCGAACUGAUUAAGGUCGUGAAAUCGAAGUAAUCUCGUUGUUAAUCAGAUCUUUUGAUAAGGAGGAAAGGGAAGCUGCAAAGGAGGAAGAAGAAGAAAGAGCCAAAGAGGUCAACGAAAGAGGAUAUGAAGCUCUCUGCGUUGCAUCAGAGCUACUUAAAUCGCCGGAAUAACAGCUUCAGAUCUCCGGCGGCGCUAGAAUCUUCCGUCGAAGGCUCCGGGAAGUCUCUAGCUGCCGUGUUUUGGCUGGUUUUGCACUGUCUUUGCUGCUUGAUAAGCCUAGUCCUCGGGUUUCGAUUCUCCAGAUUGGUCUUCUUCUUCCUCUUCUCUACUUCCUCCACAAACCUCUACUCUGCUCCGUUUCGACCCGACUUACCUCUCAAGCACCUCGAUGUCCGCACAAUCGGCCGUAAUCUGGAUCCCCCGCCGGUAAUCGGAGCGAACACGACGGCGACGAGGAGCUCGCGUGUCGUCGUCGGGAGACACGGGAUCCGGAUCCGGCCAUGGCCGCAUCCGAAUCCGGUAGAGGUGAUGAAAGCGCAUCAGAUAAUCGAGAGGGUGCAGAGAGAGCAGAAGACGAUCUUCGGGAUGAAAAGAAGCAAGACGGUAAUCGCCGUGACGCCGACUUACGUGAGGACUUUUCAGGCGCUGCAUUUGACCGGCGUGAUGCACUCGUUGAUGCUUGUCCCUUACGAUCUGGUUUGGAUCGUGGUUGAAGCUGGUGGUGCUACUAAUGAGACUGGUUCCAUCAUCGCCAAGUCUGGGCUCAGGGCGAUUCACGUUGGGUUUAACCAGAGAAUGCCUAAUACUUGGGAGGAUCGCAGCAAAUUAGAGGUCUUGAUGAGACUUCAAGCGUUGAGAGUUGUGAGGGAAGAGAAGCUUGAUGGGGUUGUGAUGUUUGCGGAUGAUAGUAACAUGCAUAGUAUGGAGUUCUUUGAUGAAAUCCAGAGUGUCAAGUGGUUUGGUGCUGUUUCUGUUGGAAUAUUGGCUCAUUCUGGAAACGCAGAAGAGAUGGUUAUGUCGAUGGAUAGGAGAAAAGAGAUGGAGGAGGAGAACUCUUCAUUACCAGUACAAGGUCCUGCGUGUAACUCAACUGAUAAGCUGAUUGGUUGGCACAUUUUCAAUACAUUGCCAUAUGCGGGGAAGAGUGCGGUUUAUAUAGAUGAUGUUGCUGCGGUUUUGCCCCAAAAGCUAGAGUGGUCUGGGUUUGUGCUGAACUCGAGAUUGCUUUGGGAGGAAGCUGAGAACAAGCCAGAUUGGGUUAAGGACUUUGGGUCGUUGAAUGAGAAUGAAGGUGUGGAAAGUCCUUUGUCCCUGUUGAAUGAUCCUUCAAUGGUGGAGCCUCUUGGAAGCUGUGGAAGACAGGUUCUGCUAUGGUGGCUUCGUGUUGAAGCACGCGCUGAUAGCAAAUUCCCUCCCGGAUGGAUAAUUGAUCCUCCAUUAGAGAUCACAGUGGCGGCUAAACGCACUCCAUGGCCAGAUGUUCCUCCUGAGCCACCUACCAAAAAGAAAGAACAAAUAUUGCCAUUACCCCUACGCAGCAACGUCGUGGUAAUACCGAAGCAGCAACAGCAACAUUCAAGCAAAAUCCGAAAACCGAAACGAAGAAGUAAGAGAAAUAAACACGAACCUAAACCAACCGAUACAACAACACAAGUUUCUUCAUCUUCGUCUAAGCAUCAAGAGAGAAACUGAUAAAGAUUAGAGAUGAAGAAGAUCCAUUCUACUAUUAUUCAUUUGUUGCCAAAGUUUUUAGAGAAAUCUCAGAGAUCAUCUUCUCCUCCAGAUACCGCAAAUAUUACUGACUAACGGAGAGAGGAAAAAAAUUACGGGGAAAAUUAGAUUAUGAUGAUGGAGCUCCCAACAAAGGUAUACGGGUUUUUCAGGGAAUGAUGAUCAUUCGUUUUUUUCAAUAUUGUUUUCUUUUUGGGUCUUAUAAAAAACUUAUCUUUAUUAGUAACAAAGAUUGUUUGUUUCAAUGUUCUUGAGGUUACCAAAAACAUUGUAGAAACAAAACUUUGGUUGUAUAGUUUUGUAAGCAUAUUUCUCAAAUGAUUUCUGUUUUCUCCACAAU
Molecule: messenger RNA, 2096 nt
Organism: Eutrema salsugineum
Lineage: Eukaryota; Viridiplantae; Streptophyta; Magnoliopsida; Brassicales; Brassicaceae
Product: probable beta-1,4-xylosyltransferase IRX14
Exons: 3
Coding region: 149-1717 (522 amino acids)
Biological process (GO): glucuronoxylan biosynthetic process; plant-type secondary cell wall biogenesis
Cellular component (GO): Golgi membrane
Molecular function (GO): xylosyltransferase activity; galactosylgalactosylxylosylprotein 3-beta-glucuronosyltransferase activity
Source: RefSeq, a predicted model, not a curated record